Molecule: messenger RNA, 752 nt
Organism: Alexandromys fortis (reed vole)
Lineage: Eukaryota; Metazoa; Chordata; Mammalia; Rodentia; Cricetidae
Gene: Tmem223
Product: transmembrane protein 223
Exons: 2
Coding region: 25-621 (198 amino acids)
Biological process (GO): nervous system development
Cellular component (GO): mitochondrion
Source: RefSeq, a predicted model, not a curated record
CCCCGGGGACAGAAGUGCCGCGCUAUGGCGGCACCUUGGUGGCGGGAUGUCCGCGGUCUGUUUUCCUUGCUGCGGUCCCAGCCUGUGUACCGGUAUUUGCAAAAUGAGGUCCCACGAGAUGUGCUGCUCUUCCAAAAUGAACGGGGUCGCUUCUUUGCCACCCUUGGACUAUUCUGCGCCGGCCAGGGCAUCUUUUGGACCUCUCUGGCUGUUGCAGCCUUGUCCCGACCUGUUAUCCAAGGUCCUGCGGAGGCCCCCAACCAGGGCAACGCCGACCUGCGCUCUGCACUCUGGCGCUACGGGCUAGCUGUUGGUUGCGGCACGAUGGGAACCUUGGUCCUGGGUGCUGGUCUUCUCUACUCUCUCCGAUCUGUGCGUUCAGUCAUGCUCCUUGCAGGCGGGCAGCAAGUGACACUCACCACUUAUGCCCCCUUUGGCUUGGGGACCCGUUUCACAGUUCCCUUGAACCAGGUUUCCUGCAUGGCCCACAGAGGUGAAGUUCCUGCCAUGUUGCCUCUGAAAAUUAAAGGCCGACGCUUCUACUUCCUUUUGGACAAAACUGGACACUUUCCCAACACUCAACUCUUUGACAACACUGUGGGUGCCUACCGGAGCCUGUGAAAAGUGGCGUACCCUCUCAGAUGAGGAUGCAAACCCUCUAGAUGAGACAACCAACCCAGGGCAAUGAAAAGGCACCCGGGAUUCACUACUAGCCAAUAAAUCUGUCUUCUAAAGGGCCCGAUAAACCAUCA